Molecule: messenger RNA, 4715 nt
Organism: Mugil cephalus (flathead mullet)
Lineage: Eukaryota; Metazoa; Chordata; Actinopteri; Mugiliformes; Mugilidae
Product: transmembrane protein 117-like
Exons: 8
Coding region: 560-2122 (520 amino acids)
Biological process (GO): intrinsic apoptotic signaling pathway in response to endoplasmic reticulum stress
Source: RefSeq, a predicted model, not a curated record
UAGAUAGAUAGAUAGAUAGAUAGAUAGAUAGAUAGAUAGAUUCUCCUAAUGGUUAUAGAGCUGUGUAGCGAGUCGUAUCCUUUUAUUUUCAAAUGCGUGACCGGAAGUUCUAUGUUGUACUGUCUCUGACUUGACGCUGGUUAACGUUAAUUAACGUGCUACGUUGCUACGAUGAUAUGCGCCUUGUGUGGACCGCGCUGCCUCCAUCCACUUGCCAGCCGCUCCAUCAGCAUCCCGUGAACUACCCAGAAGCUACACCUUCCGGCGGGGACCCUCUGACUAAGCUCCGCCCGGCUGAGCUGGCCCGCCCGGCGCAUGGACGGUACGGCCACAAUGGCAGAGGAUUUGGGGGGUACCUCUGUCGUACACAAACAACAGGUCGCAUGGAUAAUUCCCCCACAACCCGCCCGUGUCGCCUCGUGUCUGGGGUGAUCAGACCGCCGCGUGUCAGCUUGAUGCGGCAGCAGAGUCGUGCGGGAGAGGGGCUUCUCAUCCCGGCUGUCGACUGAGACGGAACGCGGCGUGGAGCAGGUGUCGUGCGGCCGGGGGGCUCAGCAGGAUGGAAAUAGAUGCCCGCUUUCGCUACUACUUCCAGCACCCGUGGUCACGCCUCAUCGUGGCCUACCUCGUCACCUUCUUCAACUUCCUCAUCUUCGCCGAGGACCCUGUCUCCCACAGCCAGACUGAGGCUCACAUGAUUGUGGUGGGCAACUGCUUCUCCUUCCUGUUCAACAAGUACCCGGGCCUCGGGUGGAACAUCCUCAAAGUAAUAUGCUGGAUACUGGCCAUUAUCACUGGCCUGUUUGCCGGGAAGUUUAUAUUCCACCGCCAGCUCUUCGGUCGAUACCUGCGCCUGAAAAUGUUCCGCGAGGACCACGGCUCCUGGAUGACCAUGUUCUUCAGCACCAUCCUCUUCCUCUUCAUCUUCUCACACAUCUACAACCUUUUCCUGCUGAUGACCGGGGGCAUGGAGGCUCACAUGGUGACAGAAUACAUGGGCAUCAGGAAUGAGAGUUUUAUGAAGAUUGCUGCAGUGGGGACAUGGAUGGGAGAUUUUGUUACUGCUUGGAUGGUGACAGACAUGAUGCUCCAGGAUCAGCACUACCCAGACUGGGGCAAAGCGGCCCGGAGAUUCUGGAAACAAGGCAACAACAGGAUUGUGCUCUUCUGGACAGUGCUCAUCUCUCUGACAUCAGUGGUGGUUGUGGUCAUCAGUACAGACUGGAUCAGUUGGGACAACCUGAACCGAGGCUUCCUGCCCAGCGAUGAAGUCUCCCGAGCCUUCCUCGCCUCCUUCAUCUUGGUCUUCGACCUUCUCAUUGUCAUGCAGGACUGGGAGUUUCCUCACUUCAUGGGUGACCUGGAUAUGAAUCUACCAGGAAUGUCAACAACACAUGUGAAGGUCAAGCUUCCUGUCUGCAAGAGUAUUUUCAAAGAGGAGUACCACCUUCAUAUCACAGGUAAGUGGUUCAACUACGGCAUCAUCUUCCUCGUGCUGAUUUUGGAUCUUAACAUGUGGAAGAACCAGAUCUUCUAUAAGCCCUAUGAAUACGGCCAGUAUGUUGGGCCUGGUGAGAAGAUCUACACAGUGGAGGAGCCGGAAACACUUGGGGACUUCAACCACAGUACGCUCACAUACAAGUGGCGCUCCACCAACAUCAAUCCUGGCACCAAUUUAACUUAUGUGGAGCGAGACAUGUUCCUCCACAGCCGCUAUGUCGGAGUCAGCCUGGACAUCAAAUGCCUGGCCUUUAUUCCAAGUCUGGGAGCGUUUGUCCUCUUCGGAUUCUUCAUCUGGUUGUUUGGUCGAUUUCAAGACAGCGAGACCUUCGCAGAAAAUCAAGACAAAUCAUAUGAGAGGAUAAAGAGGAAGUCACCGUCGGAGUAUAGCAAGGAGAUGGGCGUGACGCCAGAGGAGAUGCAUAUGACCAUGAGUGACAGUCUAAAACGAUUGGGAACACCAAUGCUUCUAUCAGUGGAUGGGCCACACUUUGGUGCGACACCCUCUACAAAUUCGACUGUUUCCAUGGACACUCAAGAGACACAUCCAAGCAUUGUGAUUGACAACGCACCGCCGGAUGAACCAGAGGACUCCUUUGAUGUCCACGAACUCUCUCCAUGAACUUACAAACUUUCAAAAGUUGGAAGAAGGACGAUCAGAGUGAUAUAGUUGUUCACGAUCUUAAACUUUUCUUUAAAUAAGACUAAGCUGCAACAGAGAAGAGAUCGACGUAAAUAUUCAAGCAAAGGACAGACUGACCAGUUUGCAGUCAUAUGACUAUAUAUAUUUUUUUUAUAACAACAUUUAUAAUAGCCUCUAACAUGGCACCAAUUCUUAAAACAAGGAAAUGUUUUGAAACAGAAUGCAAACUCUUUACUGACAUGGUGCUGGCUUGGAUUUCCGAUUUUCAUAAUUAACUAAUGGGUGCCUAUAUCAGAGGAGUAUUUAUAUGGCUGUGACCUUGCAGUCAGCUACAGUGUGCCUUGACAUCUCGCAUAUACGCAUCCAGACAAAAAACAUAUUUUAAUAGCCUAUACGGUAUAGGCAACAAAGUGAAUGAUGUCCCAGUUAUGGUCUGCUCUAAUAAUGUCUUAUAUUUGUUUUCAUAUCAAAUGUGCUAUUGUUACCUCAUUUAAUCCUCAGACUUUUCAUUUAUUCCCCUGUGAUGUCACUCUUGCAGCAAAAACUGAGACCUCCGAGGGUUGCGAGAAGAGAAUGACAUAGUUCUUUUCUCACAGCCUUCCUUUGAGAGUUCUCACAGUUUGAUCUUGAUACAUUAUCUGGGCAGAAGUUUUUGUGGUGUCGACAACUGUUUUGUGAUUAGUCAGAAAUUGGAACUGGGUUAAUGCAGAAAAGUUAAAAUGUCUGCCCUUGAGUUUUUCAUGAACUAUAAAUGACCUGGCCUGAAUGAGUGUUGUUCCUGCCACCUGAGGAAAAUAUGUCUGUGAAGGUUCCCAGUCAUCCAGGUCAUGGUGAUCCAAAAGGCAUUGAAUAAAGGCAAUUUUACUUAUAGAUUCUACAAAAAGUCCAGUUGCCUUUAUUCAACGCCUUUUAGAUCACCCUGAGAAAACAUAUUUAUUUCUUUUAGUGGAGUAUGUAACAAAGUUUACUUGAUUUUAAAUGUAUAUUCCUUGUUAGAAUGACAUGAUUAUAAAGAUAAAUGUUUGCUGAUGCCCCAUAUGUCGAUAUGCUGAUGCCUGCAUAUCGUCUCGCUUGAUAUUAGUUGCAGAGAUAGUAAACACAAUCAAUUGAGAAGAAACGGCAAAGCAACAAGCCACCUCAUUGCUGCUCAUGUGGCUGCGGCACCUUCCCUGAAUACCAACAGAGUCAGUAAGGUGGUUUCGUCCUUGGCAUAAACAUGUCAUUGAAGUGCAGGAAUUGGUUCUUAUCUAAAGCUCAGGGCUUCUUUAUGUUUUCAUAGAAACCUUAAAAUUUGAAUGGUAUAGCAUUUGUCUUUAUCCUGGCUUUAAAUGUGUUUUUUUUCUGUGUUUUUCAGUGCUACGCAAUUUUCUGAAAUACAAGUAUUUUGGGGGGGGGGGGUCGAAAAAGUGCAAAUGCAAGGGCCAACUACAGUUUUUACCAUCUUACUAACUUUUCAUGCAACUUUUUCAGGAGUACCUUGCAUACAUUCAAGAGUGAAUAUGCCAAAUGACAAGUUGGAAUGAUAUUAUGUGGAUCUUUUUGCAUCAAUUUAUGGUAUAUUACACAACAAUAUAAUCCAGUGUCCUCUGAAAUAAAUCCCGUAAACUGUAACCUAUAACAAAUGGCUACACCCUUAGAACUCAAAUACUGAGAAAGUUGAUAUAUUUUGCUUUGGAUGUUACAUGCUUUGUUUGGCAAUGACCAAGUAGAUGUGGUCAUAAAACAGAACAGAACCUAGGCUGCCAGAUCAGUACUAUGGCCUUUUUAAUUAGAGUAAUUAUACUAUUAUAUGAUGAUAUGAUUCUUUACAUUUGUGUAUUAAUAUACUAAAAAAACACAAAACAAAUGAAAGAUCUGUGAUUUGGUAUCUGUAUUAUGAUGUUAAACAAUUAAAAUUCACUAAAUUCAUUUUAAAAACAUAUUUUAAGAAAGAUGAUUAGCCAUUUAAUUAAAGGUUUGUUUGCCCAUAAUUAAACUUUUGGAAUAGCUUUUUGUAAAUCUGUUAAUUUUGAGUAUACAGUAUAUGACAGUGUAAAACUUUAGGUUUAUUCUGGUGGCACAUUCCAUACAGAGGUUCUCUGUGUGUGAUUGUGUGUGUGUGUGUUAUGUAGGCUAAGACAUCCAUUUGUGUCUGUAAAGGAAGUUUUUUUUUUUUACUAAACAGGGCACAUUGUGUUUGUGUGUGAAGGCUUGUGAAGUGUGUAGGUGUUUGCUACUACACUUGUAGUGCUACAUUCUGUGAAGAGGUCAAUGUAUUUAGCAUAAUUGGUUUGCAGCUCCCGGUUCUGUAAUUAUCCUUUUACACACUAAAACUCUGCAAAGACAUAAAAUAUUAGUGUUUCCCCAAAGGGCGCAACCUCUUUGGACAUGAAGGGGCUCUAAUAUAUUUGUAAUGCAGAUGUUGUGUUUUGCUUUAAUGUGAAGGCUUUGCUGCUCAGACUGUUUUCAUUGUGUUGUGUUGCAAAAUUGACACUUCUUUAAAUUCCUGUGUUUUUAAAAGCAGAGGUAAUCGUACACGGUGUACUGUACGUGAGUUGAACUUUGUGUUACCAAUAAAUUAAUACAUUUCUUA